Molecule: messenger RNA, 2934 nt
Organism: Numida meleagris (helmeted guineafowl)
Lineage: Eukaryota; Metazoa; Chordata; Aves; Galliformes; Numididae
Product: protein-glutamine gamma-glutamyltransferase 6-like
Exons: 14
Coding region: 137-2227 (696 amino acids)
Biological process (GO): peptide cross-linking
Molecular function (GO): protein-glutamine gamma-glutamyltransferase activity
Source: RefSeq, a predicted model, not a curated record
CUCCUGGAACAAGUUCUGAGAGCCUGAACAUCCCAGGAACUUCCAAGAAGAGGAAGGACCUCUGAAUUAUAAUUGCGAACUGGACUUCCUUGAAGAAAUAAGUAGAAGGUGUAUGCAAUUCACAUAAGCAGAGGGAAUGGCAGAGCUGAAACCAACGCAUAUUAGCUGGCAGCCUUCAGUAAAUGCAAGUGCACACCAUACUGAUAGAUAUGCCAACACUGAGCUGACCGUGAGGCGUGGACAACCCUUCACUAUUACCUUGUACUUUAACAGACAAAAGCACCCUGGAGAGAGCCUAGCCUUUGUCACUGAAAUAGGACCAUCCCCCUCAGAAUCUCAUCGUACAAGGGCUGUAUUUAACCUCUCUGAGGUGGGAGCAAGUGGCUGGAGUGCUGUCCAGGGACCCAGUGAGUCUGGAUACAUGACCUUUAUAAUAUCUAGCCCAGCUAAUGCUGUCAUUGGACGAUACAAUCUCAUCCUCCAGGUAAACUCAGGAAACAACACCUAUUCCAGAUUCCUGGGGCAGUUCGUGAUUCUUUUCAAUCCUUGGUGCCCAGGUGAUGAUGUCUACAUAGCUAAUGAAAAUGAGAGACAGGAAUACGUUCUAAAUGAAAAUGGAAUUAUCUUUGUGGGCAACGCAAAGUACAUUGAAGCAAGAGGAUGGUACUAUGGACAGUUUCAAGACCACCUUCUAAACAUCUGUCUCACCAUGCUUGAUCUGAGUCUAUACUAUCGUCAGGAUCCAGCUAUUGAUGUAUCUCGAAGAGGAGAUCCGAAAUAUGUGGGCCGAGUCAUCAGUUCUAUGAUCAAUGGAAAUGAUAAUGAUAAUGGUGUUCUCCUGGGAAAGUGGCAAGGAAGUUUCCAUUCACAUGAGAAUCCAUCCAGAUGGGAUGGCAGCGUAGUAAUCCUCCAGAAAUGGCGUCAGGAUAACUACAAGCCCGUUCAAUACGGCCAGUGCUGGGUGUUUGCAGGUGUGAUGUGUACAGUUCUGAGGUGCUUGGGGAUUCCAACUCGUUUGGUUUCAAAUUUUAACUCUGCCCAUGAUGUGGAUAGAAACCUCAGCAUCGAUAAGUACUAUGACAGCUCCGGAAAAAGUCUUAAUAUCAGCAAGGAUUCCACAUGGGAUUAUCAUGUCUGGAAUGAAAGCUGGUUCAUUCGCCCAGACCUGGGAGCACGAUACAAUGGAUGGCAGGUUUUAGAUGCAACUCCACAGGAACAAAGCAGAGGAUUAUUCCAGUGUGGCCCUGCAUCUGUCAUAGCCAUCAAAGAAGGUGAUGUAGACCUGGAUUACGACACAUUAUUUGUGUAUACAGAGGUGAAUGCUGACUGCAACAGAUGGAUUGUAUACAAUGAUGGAACUAAGAAAAGAGUUUAUUGUGAUACUGAAAUAAUUGGCAGGUUUAUCAGCACCAAAGCCGUUGGCAGCAAUUCCCGUGUGGAUAUCACUUCUAACUACAAAUAUCCAGAAGGCUCUUCUGAGGAAAGAAGAGUUUACAAAAAGGCCUUGGCCAAGAUAUUUGGAUCACACAUCGCAGAAGGACACACUGCUUCCCCACAUGAAAGACCUUCAGAAGCAAUGAGAAACCCUGGGAUCUCUGGGAAGUUCAAGCUGGCUGAACCUCCAGUGUUUGGCAAAGACAUUAACCUCAUCUUAAUUCUCAAUAACCUGUCCUCUGACCACAAGACUGUGAAAGUGGACAUCAGUGCAUCAAGUGUCCUGUACACAAGGAGAGCAGUGGCAGAGAUCCUGAAAGCAAACACCUCUGUUGAUCUUGGUUCUAAGCAAGGGAAACAUAUCCGGUUAGUGAUCCCUUAUGCUUAUUAUGGGAAAUACUUGACUACCGACAAAAGGAUCCAAGUUACUGCUUUGUGUGAAGUCCUGCACAUGCAUGGGGUAAAACUGCUGGUGGAGAAGACGAUCAUUUUAGAGGACACAAACAUUAUCAUUAAGAUUCCUCGCCGGGUUGUAGUGAAUAAAGCUGCAACUCUAGAGAUCUCCUACGCCAAUCCACUCCCUGAACCUGUGGACCGCUGUGUACUCCUGGUGACUCUGAUGAAUCAACAGGUCAAGAUACAUCUAGCACGACUGGCACCAAGGGAGAGAUCAAGAAUUUAUUUUGAAUUCACACCUCGCAGGACUGGGCCCUUACAGCUGCAAGUAGACUUCUCUUGUGACAAAUUUUCACAUGUUAAGGGCUUUGUAACCAUUGCAGUAGCACCUGCAUAACACGAUGGAGUCAAUCUCCUAUUUCAGCAUUCUCACAACAAGACUUCCUUCUGCAAAGAGGGACAGUGAUCAUCUCUCAUAUUGCAAUAGAAUCAAGUUCCCUGCUUUUACAGCACUUCAUUAUUUAGUCUCUAACUGUACUUCCUUUUUUCUUUUUGUCAACACAUCUAGAGAAAUAAAUCUCCCUUCCUUGUAUAGAUAGAUUCACUGUUAUAUCAAAUCUGAUUGCAUUAAGCUUCAGACUUUGACUUUUCCAUCAAAUAGUUAAUGCAAUCUCUUCAUAAUCUCAUUCUAGUUGCCAGCAAUAAAUAAAAGCUAUUAAAAUAACUGUAUUCUUUUGUAAUGGAACAUACAUUAUAUGGAAACAUUAUGAGAAAUCACAAGAUUGAGGAAAGCUCCUUUUCCUGUAUUUAACAAGUUUCUUACAUUAGUAAGUAGAAUGCUUACCCCAUUGUGCCGUAUCUUGUGACACCUGUGACUUUGUGAAGGGGGAAAAAAGCCAAAGACUAUGAAAAUAGUCUUCCCAUGGCGUGUGUGCACAGGCCUGUAACAGGGCAGACAACUCACAUACAUAUACAACUCAGUAACAUGACCAACUCCCAGGCAGCAUGAAGCACAGGAAGAGUCUUGCAUUAAUAUAGAAGCUCAGCAACACAAGGUAACUAACAUUUUUUGUCCACCUCUGUAUGGUCACUAGAGAUAAAGAA